AUGGAUGCAUCUAUACUCCCCGUAACUCUGAACUCUGAUAAUGACGUUUUCAAGGCUUUCAAUCAGUCGUCUCACUGCAUAUCGCCGCUGCCGGCUCAAAAUCCGACCAAAUCAUUUUGGUUAGACUCGGAGGCCGCAGCGAACCCACUAGGACAAGUGGGAAGCACAGGCCCCCUAUCUGAAGCGGCAGAUAUUGUAAUUAUUGGGUCGGGUAUCACUGGGUGCAGCACGGCGUACCAUCUUUCACAACUCUUUCGAAAAUCCGGGGAAGGGAAGAACCAGUCUGUUGUAAUCUUAGAGGCGAGGGAUUUCUGUCGAAACGGGGGUCACCUUACUGCUGCCACUAUCCAUGACUUUCAACGGAGGGUAGAGGCUUAUGGUGUUGAAGAGGCUCUCAGGGCUGUCGCUUUAGAAAGGCACACAGUUACUUCGGUUCUUGAGUUUCUAGAGAAAGCCCCGGGAGCAGCGGAAGAAGUGGACCUUGUUCGAGGAGGACAUGUCAGCUUAUUAUUCACUCCCGCGGAAAUCGAGGCUGCGCGUAAUGAUAUUGAGGCAGCCACUAAGGCUGGUAUGGACCUGACCGGGGUGGAAUACCUCGAACCCAGCGUUACAAAGCAACGGUUCCGAGUUGAGCUACCUGGUGUCUAUAGUCCUGGCCAUACAUGGCCACUGAAGCUCGUGACAAAACUCUAUCAAUAUGCCAAGGGAGAUAGCACAACCAAAUCGUGGCUGAGCUCGGCCACCAUUGGGUUCUCUAGAGACAGCUCAUUCUCCUUAGACCUCUUUACUCAUGCACCCGUUAACGCCAUUGAAGCUAUUUCAGAGGAUUCUACGUAUCGUUGGCUGGUAAAGACCGAACGAGGUAGCGUCAAGGCUCGCUAUAUUGUCCACGCCACCAAUGGAUACGCGUCACAUCUCUUACCUCAACUCGCCGGCCCAAGCAAGGGCAUAAUCCCAACACGAGCACAAUGCAUGUCGGCCCGCGGAUCCAUCGAAGCGCAUAAAUGGCCAGUAGUUGGUUGGGGAGGUAAUGAGGGGUAUGAAUACUGGUUCGCCCGCCCUUCACACAACGCUGACGAGAAGGCUUUAGUCAUUCUUGGCGGCGGAAGAGAGACCGCAGUACCAAAUCACGAGUACAAUAUUGCUGAUGACUCGAGCGUCAACCCGGUUGUCUCCAAAAGUCUUCGUAAAUUUCUGCCUCAUCUAUACCCUGGCGACUUUGAAGAGAGGGAACCUGAAAUGGAAUGGACUGGAAUAAUGGGAUUCACUCAGUCCAGAGACCCUAUGGUUGGCCAAGUGUAUACUGACACUAACAAACCAUUGGUCGGACACUACAUCGCGGCUGGGUACUCCGGUCACGGUAUGCCCAGAGCAUUUGCUUGUGCCGAAGUCGUAGCACAGAUGAUUCAUGCAGAUAUAUUGGGGAAUGAAUGGUCUCCACCAGACUGGUUCCCUCGUCACCUUUUAACGAGAGUAGAUGAAACACACAAAUUGGGUAUUAAUUGA
This is a messenger RNA of Rhizoctonia solani, 1506 nucleotides long. Its product is annotated as FAD-dependent oxidoreductase. Lineage: Eukaryota; Fungi; Basidiomycota; Agaricomycetes; Cantharellales; Ceratobasidiaceae. The transcript has 7 exons. The record is from RefSeq and is a predicted model, not a curated record. Gene Ontology annotation, molecular function: oxidoreductase activity. Gene Ontology annotation, cellular component: cytoplasm. Bases 1 to 1506 code for a protein of 501 amino acids.